Molecule: messenger RNA, 5172 nt
Organism: Stomoxys calcitrans (stable fly)
Lineage: Eukaryota; Metazoa; Arthropoda; Insecta; Diptera; Muscidae
Gene: Pkg21D
Exons: 10
Coding region: 202-4914 (1570 amino acids)
Biological process (GO): protein phosphorylation
Molecular function (GO): ATP binding; cGMP-dependent protein kinase activity
Source: RefSeq, a predicted model, not a curated record
UGAUAUUGGGAUGAGAAAGAACCGCCAAGGGACAAAGGUUCAAAGCUGAUUAUUGAUUUAAAUUAAAAAUUUCCUUUCCACUGAAACCAAAACAACAGCUCUAUUUCAAAAUUCUGCUCUAAAAAUAAAUGUUUGCUUUUAUUUAAACAAAAACUUCUAUUACACACACUUUGAUUCUUAGUUCCUUCCUCCUUCUUUCCAAUGGCUAUGAAAUCUGCUAGUCCCAGCGAAACCAUUAUUGCCACAGUUUCCGAUUUAAUGGAAGAAUCUCGCAAAUUCAAAGAAAAUCUAGAAAUACAAAAACAAACCAAAGAAUAUGCCGGCGAUGGGCUUACUGCAACCAUACACUCACAAACUCCUAGCUCCUUGGCCAACACCUUGCAAAUACCCCAACAUCAAAUGCCAUAUUCAGCUGAGCCUCCAGCGAAGGAGACUCAACUGCUGGAAGAGACUGCCCAACGUAAUCCCAAAUUGAGUAUAUCUCGAUCUCAGGAUGAUGAUCAUAGAGAGGAGGAAACCUUUGGUAGGGCCACACCAAUAUCCUAUGGCUCACAAGGGGGCUCGCCAUGCUCCUCAUCUUCGAUUAUGACAUCCACACGUGCCGGGCUUAGUUCAAUGGGCGCCUCCAGGGCCAGCAACUUUCGCAUGAAAUUCCGCAAAAGUCACACAUGUGGCAGUCUAUUUGCCAAAUGCAAUUGCGGAGAGGUAACAACAAGAACCAUGGUACCCAUUAGUCCACCACCUAUGGGGCCAGCAGUCGUUGCGGCAGCCAGUGGUGGCUCACGUGCAAUUUCAAUUGAUAACUGUUUAAAUGUAACGGCGAACAGGGCAACAACAACAGCCACCAUACAUAAUUCCAAUGCACCGCAAAAACAGCAGCAGCAGCAACAACAUCAUUACCAUCAAUCUAUGCAUUUGUCCAUAUCACCCUCCUCCAAUACGGAAUCUUCACUGGCCUCCUCCAUAUCGGAUGGGGCAGGAGGCCUUAAGUUAACCAGUUCGUCGGGUAUCUAUUCUCUUUCAACCCAAACAUCGUCAGCCACAUCGGCUUAUCUAUCGCGAGAUGAGAGUCUUACGGCUAGCUUUGAUAAUCAACUGCUCUCACCUUCGGGCGAUGUGUGCGGAGAGACAUCGAAAAGUUUAACGGCAGCAGCACCGCCACCACCAGCAGCAGCAUCAAGUCUACCCAAGCAAGCAGCUAUUAGUCAAGAUACGGAGCUCGCGUCGUUUGCACGUUCCAAACCCCAAUAUAUACCGCGAAUCUCAUCACCUGCACCUACGGCUGGUACCGAUUGCAGUGCUUCGCCCAGAUCUUCACCUUUGCCGAUUGCUCGCAAAUCGGAAAUAUCAUUGCAAAAAUCUAAGAAACUUUUUCAAUCCUAUUCGCAUCCCGACACCGACUUCAUAUUCACCGAUGAAAAUAAACAUCCUUCGCGAGAGUCCUUGCAGCAUCUACUCAGUCCACAGCAACAAUCGCAAGAAACUGUGAUAACAUCGCGUGGUGGUCGUGUCGAAAUCAAACAACCCAAAAGAUCCUCCUCGCCCAAUAUAGGGCAAUAUCAUGUGCUAGAUGUGGCCGUUCAUCCAGAUAUCUUGGUGAAAAUUUCUCCUAAACAUUCGCCUUUGUGUGAAACACGAAGACCUCACGAUUCACCCUUAGCCACCAGAUCCACACAGCAAAGACGUCGUCUACUGCAAAGAUCACAUGAAAUAGAUUCGGGAGGUUCCACCUCGGACUCGGAAAAGUCGGUGGAUAUCAAAUCGCCCACAUUGCUCAAAUCUCCCUUGAGCAACAGUAGCAGUGCGGCCAAAUCGGGAAUUUUGAAUAGUCCCCUUUUGCCAUCGAAACGGUUGCCAGGCGCCCAGGGAUCCCCAACAACAACAGGUGGGGUAGCAACGGAUGACUCGAAUUUUCAUGCAGCCCAGAAAUAUUUUGCCGAGAGUGGUAUUUUAGGUCCAGUGCCAAGCACAGCGAGUAAUUUGAUAAGAAAGACAUCCAAAAUAUUGCAGGACACAACGGUCAUUGAACAGAUUCGCAAAACUUCCAUGAUCUUGCGUUCCAAUAUCAGCAGCAACAGCAGUACUGCAACCUAUAGUCAAUACCCCAAUGCCAGUGUUAUGCCAAAGACAGUCAUUAACAGCAACAACGCAAGCAGCAACGUGGCUCAAACCUAUCCCCAUGCCAAUAACAAUAGCACACUUCCUGCCGCAAAUUCUUUGACUUUGAAGCUUCAAGGCAAUGUCAUAGCCACCUCCAACACUGCGGUCUCACAACAACAGCAACCACAACCUGCACUCAUUUAUUCUCCACCCUCACCACAAUCCCCACACACCAUGGCCACCAAGUGUGGCUUUAGUCCUAAUGUCACCACACAAAGUUGCACUGUCAUCGAUGACAAGGAUGCCCAAAUCAAAAGCUUACAAGGAGAAAUUGUUUCACUCAAGGAUGUGAUUAAGUCUCGCGAUGCCGAGAUAGUCAAAUUGCGAAGGGAAAUACACAAAUUGAAGGAACAAAUAGAUUCCAAGCAAUUUAGCGGAGAAAUAAAGAGCGUUCUCCAGCAAACAACAAAUCACAUUCCUUUGGCCCAUGAUGAAUUGCUGCAACCACCCUCACCCACUGUGCAAAAUAUUAAUCGUUCAUUUAUAGGACCAUUGCAGUGUCCCGACAUUACCAGCUCCCACGAUAGACUCUGUGAGAAAUGUAAGAAAAUGGUCCUGGAGACUAGCAAUACUUCCCCGGUGGAAAAGUUCACCAAUGCUCCAGCCGCAGUGUUGACGGCAACAGAAACCAAAGUCUCUCCAGAGAGUAAUGGCAGCAGUUCCAUUGAUUCUUCCAUGUCGGAACAAUAUCAAUCCUGUAACUCCACCUCCGCUUCCACUGGUACGUCCUCUGAUACCUGGCCACCGGCUGAACAUCGAGCAAACAAUACAGAACAAGAUCAACCAAUAAAGGAGGCCAUGGCCAAAACUGAAGCCACAGAUGCCAAUGGUUGUGCUAUUAAGAAUAAAAUUCUUAAUCAUCCCUUGCAGCCGGUGCUCAAGAAACAGGGUGUGUCCGGUGAGAGUUGUGAGACUUCCAUGCAGCAAUCUAUAAAUGUGCCCAUACCCAAGUACGACAAGGAUUUUGCCAGCAAGCAACUGAUCAAAGAGGCCAUCAUGGAUAAUGAUUUUCUCAAGAAUAUCGAUGCCUCUCAAGUAAGGGAGCUGGUGGACUCUAUGUAUUCUGUGGCCAUACCAAAGGGCAAAUUUGUUAUACGUGAAGGAGAGGUGGGUGCCCAUUUGUAUGUCUCCGCCGAAGGAGAAUUUGAGGUGGAGAAAAAUGGCAAAGUUUUGGGAAUUAUGGGUGCUGGUAAGGCCUUUGGUGAAUUGGCCAUUUUGUAUAAUUGUACCAGAACAGCUUCAAUACGUGUGCUAUCGGAUGCCAGGGUAUGGGUCUUGGAUAGGCGAAUUUUUCAACAAAUCAUGAUGCGCACGGGCAUGCAGCGCAUAGAGAAUAGUGUUAACUUUCUAAAAUCGGUGCCUCUGUUGAAAAAUCUUAGCGAGGAAAUAUUGGCCAAAAUUGCCGAUGUCUUGGAAGUGGAAUUUUAUCCAGCUGGCACUUAUAUUAUCCGUCAGGGAGCCAGUGGCGAUACUUUCUUCUUAAUCUCCCAAGGUUCGGUUAAGGUCACCCAAAAGUUAACACCCUCUGCUGAGGAAAAAGAAAUACGCACUCUGGAGCGUGGUGACUAUUUUGGUGAGCAAGCUUUGAUCAAUGAAGAUAAGCGUACCGCCAACAUAAUUGCCAUGGCUCCUGGAGUAGAAUGCCUGACUUUGGAUCGUGAUUCGUUUACCCAUCUCAUUGGAGAUCUAUGUGAGCUUAAGGAGAAAAAUUAUGGCGAUGAAAGUCGUGUGUUGGCCAUGAAAUAUGAAGAGAAGACCAAAGAGAUAUUUGGAGCUAAUCUGCAGCAGGAAUUUCCCGAUUUGCAGCUAACCGAUCUCGAAGUCGUUGCCACUCUGGGAAUUGGUGGUUUCGGUAGGGUGGAGCUGGUAAAGGCCUAUCAAAAGAAUAGCGUCGAUAUCUAUGCCCUCAAAUGUCUCAAGAAAAGGCAUAUCGUUGAUACCAAGCAAGAGGAUCAUGUAUUCUCGGAGAGAACCAUUAUGAUGACCUGCAAUUCGCCAUUCAUAUGUCGCCUAUAUCGUACAUUCCGUGAUGAGAAAUAUGUGUAUAUGCUGUUGGAGGCCUGCAUGGGUGGCGAAAUAUGGACCAUGCUAAGGGAUCGUGGGAGUUUUGAGGAAAAUGCUGCACAAUUCAUCAUAGGCUGUGUGUUGCAGGCGUUUGAGUAUCUACAUGCUAAGGGUAUUAUCUAUAGGGAUUUGAAGCCGGAAAAUUUAAUGUUGGAUGAAAGAGGCUAUGUUAAGUUGGUGGACUUUGGUUUUGCCAAAUACAUUGGCAAUAGCUGUAAAACUUGGACUUUUUGUGGCACUCCCGAAUAUGUGGCCCCUGAAAUCAUUUUGAAUAAGGGACACGAUCGUGCUGUGGAUUAUUGGGCCUUGGGUAUAUUGAUACAUGAGCUUUUAAAUGGAACACCUCCUUUUACUGCUAAUGAUCCCAUGAAGACCUACAAUAUUAUAUUAAAAGGCAUUGAUAUGAUAGAUUUUCCCAAGCGCAUUUCCCGCUCAGCAGUGCAAUUGAUCAAAAAGCUAUGCCGUGAUGUGCCAGCCGAACGUUUGGGCUAUCAAAAGGGUGGCAUACAAGACAUCAAGAAACACAAAUGGUUCCUGGGUUUUGAUUGGGAUGGCUUGCAGAGCCAAUUACUCAUACCGCCCUUUGUACGGCCCAUAGCCCAUCCCACAGAUACCUGUUACUUUGAUAAGUUUCCCUGUGAUCCAAAUGAACCCCCCGAUGAAUUAUCCGGUUGGGAUGCAGAUUUUUAGAUUAGUACCAUAGCCUACUUUUGGGCCUUUAAGCUGUGCCUUUGUUAAUUUUAAUUGGGAAUCAAGAGAAUUAAAUUAAGGAAAAAAAUAAUGUCGUUUAUUUUAGUAAUAAGCCUACUUAUCGCUUUAGAUGUUAGUUAUUAGCUUCAGAGGAAAUUUUGCUCAAUGUAAACAGAUGAAGUGCCUUUUGAUCAAGAGUAAUUGCUCAGAGUUUACUUUUAGUUUUAGAUAAUAAACGAAAAUAUUUUUUUUAGCUAA